AUGCACAUUUUGAAAUUGACACGUACAAUCGUUAUAGUCGCUGGAUGCUUUCGACCACUUUCGUGGACAUCUCUGUUUAAACAGACUGUAUAUAAUAUUUACAGAAACAACACGUUACGUUAUACGAGCUUGAUCGGAACGACAUGCUCGUUCAUUGCCCUCAUGUCGUUAUUCACUGAUUUUAGACACAAAAGAUUAACGUAUAGAGAAUGGGUACCAUAUAAUUACUCGUCUUACAUGAGUUAUUAUUUUACAUACGCUCAGCAAAUGAUAAGUACUUUUCAUUGCGCUAGCGUAAACGUCGCUUGUGAUACUCUCCUAUGUGGCUUAUUAAUGUACAUAUGUUGCCAACUCGAGAUCUUGGAAUAUCGCCUACAGAAUAUCUCAAAUAAUGAAUUUACUCUGGGCUUCUGCGUACGCCAUCACAAUCGAAUUUUAGAAUAUGCUCAAUUAGUGAAUGUGAGAUUUACAAAAAUAGUCGGAUUUCAGUUUAUGGCAAGUACGAUGGUAAUUUGCUGCAAUUUGUAUCAAUUAACCAGUUCGGCUUUGAGCGCAAAUCAUAUACCAUUAAUUAUGUAUACAUGUUGCAUGCUGACACAAAUAUUUAUUUAUUGCUGGUUUGGAAACAAAGUCAAAUCCAAGAGCCUUCAACUAACGGACAGCAUCUUUCAUAUUGAGUGGCCAAUUUUAGACAAUAGUAUUAAGAAGAGUCUCUUAGUAAUUAUGAAGCGUGUAAUAAUACCCAUUGAAAUUUCUACUGUAUAUAUUCUAACCAUAAAUUUGGAUUCUUUUGUGGCGUUGCUUAAAACAUCGUACUCUGUUUAUAAUUUAUUGGUACGAGUGCAAGAAUACUAA
This is a messenger RNA of Trachymyrmex cornetzi, 855 nucleotides long. Its product is annotated as putative odorant receptor 85d. NCBI's taxonomy places the organism in Eukaryota, Metazoa, Arthropoda, Insecta, Hymenoptera, Formicidae. The record is from RefSeq and is a predicted model, not a curated record. Bases 1 to 855 code for a protein of 284 amino acids. Gene Ontology annotation, molecular function: odorant binding; olfactory receptor activity. The transcript is spliced from 5 exons. Gene Ontology annotation, biological process: detection of chemical stimulus involved in sensory perception of smell; sensory perception of smell. Gene Ontology annotation, cellular component: plasma membrane.